GGGUGUGAUCAAUGGAUGGACCCGAGAACGGGAACGGGCUGUCCAGGCCAGGCUCUUCUUGUUGACCCGUUAUGACACGUGGCACGACCGUAACCCAAGGUACCUCCUCCUCCUCCUCCUCCUCCCCCUCGUACCUAUAUAGUACGCUGCCCAUUUUCCAACCAAUGCACCAACUGAACCAUGACAACUACUCCAUCAACAACCUCUCUGCUCACGCUCCCGGAAUCCCACCGGCUCGCGACCCUGGCGCGACGGCUCCGUCUCUACAAGCCGCCUCCUCCUGGGCAAACGGAUCGGCAGCAGCAGCACGAAAAGCCAGACUGCUCCGAAACGGUCGUCGGCCGGAGGUUGGAGACCACGACAGAGUCUCUCCACCGCAGGCCCAAUCGGGCGAGAGCCGCGGUCCUCGUCUGCCUCUUGGAAGGCAGCGGCCACGGCAGCGAUCUGCGCGUCCUCCUCACCAAACGCGCCUCCACGCUUUCUGCUUACCCUGGAGAAGUUUCAUUGCCUGGUGGGAAACGGGAGGACGGCGACGCCGACGACGUAGCGACGGCCUUGAGGGAGGCCAAGGAGGAGAUCGGGUUGGACCCGUCUCUCGUUGAAGUCGUCACUGUUCUUCAACCGUUUGUGACCAAGAUAGGCAUGACGGUAGUUCCUGUGGUUGGCAUUCUUUCCGACAAGAAUGCGUACCGUCCAGCCCCAAAUCCAGCCGAGGUGGAAGCCGUCUUUGAUGCACCAUUAGAAAUGUUUCUUCAGGACGAAAACAGAAGGGUGGAGGAGAGGGAGUGGAUGGGAGAUAAGUAUCUGCUCCAUCAUUUCGACUAUCAAACAGCGGAUAAGAAGUAUGGAAUAUUUGCUCUAACAGCUGGAAUAUUGAUAAGGACCGCAUCCAUCGUGUACCAGCGGCCGCCAGCAUUUGCAGAGCUCUGUCCCAAAUUUUGGCAUUCCUAGGAUGUUCUGUGUUGUUGCAUAAUCAGUAACAAUCUCCAAUUUUUGUUCAUCUAAUGUAGAGACAGAAACCUGAAUUUGAGCUACCAACCCGGUUAGCAUCGAUUAAUAAUCGAGAAACUCAUUCCUUUGAAAGACUGAAUGUUGUAGCGAAUUUGAAAUCAUGAUGGAUAUUUGGGUAUCGAUUCUCA
This is a messenger RNA of Rhodamnia argentea, 1139 nucleotides long. RefSeq names its product nudix hydrolase 15, mitochondrial-like. Gene Ontology annotation, biological process: coenzyme A catabolic process. The coding region runs from base 181 to 951 and encodes 256 amino acids. Gene Ontology annotation, molecular function: acetyl-CoA hydrolase activity; coenzyme A diphosphatase activity. The transcript has 5 exons. The record is from RefSeq and is a predicted model, not a curated record. NCBI's taxonomy places the organism in Eukaryota, Viridiplantae, Streptophyta, Magnoliopsida, Myrtales, Myrtaceae.